This is a messenger RNA of Bipolaris zeicola 26-R-13, 1203 nucleotides long. RefSeq names its product glycoside hydrolase family 76 protein. Bases 1 to 1203 code for a protein of 400 amino acids. The record is from RefSeq and is a predicted model, not a curated record. Lineage: Eukaryota; Fungi; Ascomycota; Dothideomycetes; Pleosporales; Pleosporaceae. The transcript has a single exon. Gene Ontology annotation, molecular function: mannan endo-1,6-alpha-mannosidase activity. Gene Ontology annotation, biological process: fungal-type cell wall biogenesis; carbohydrate catabolic process.
AUGAUACCACCCAAUUUUGCCAACGCCAUAACCGUCGUUCUUCAAUCCGCAGCGAUUGCUUCUCAACCACCAGCACCAGCGCCUGCCACAUUACUCGCUACAGCCCCACGUGUCGCAGGAUCCCUCAAAGCCAGCUUUCCCAACCCAAAUCUCGCUUUGUUUCCCCAACCAUUUUGGUGGUGGCAAUCUGGCUGUGCCGUCGAUGCGCUGCUUACAUAUACCGAUGUGACCGGAGACCGCCAAUAUGAACCACUACUCGAACAAACCAUUCUCAGCCAAGCGACACCAACCAAUGACUUCCUCACCAUCGAUGCCACCGGUAACGACGACCAGACAUGGUGGGCCCUUGCUGCUGCCACGGCAGCUGAGCUCAAAUUCCCCGAGGCCCCAGGAAGUGUACCAUGGAUCGACCUUGCGCGCAACGUCUUUGCGCAGCAGAGAGAACGAUGGGGUAACGAGAAGAAGGGGGCAGCAGGAUGCAAAGGCGGUCUAGGCUGGAAGAUUGCAAAGGGCGACGGCAACGACGGCUUCUUUUACAAAAACAGCAUUUCCAACGGCUUGAUGUUCCAACUUGCUGCACGCCUGGGAAAACUAUCGGCAGCUACCAACGAAACUGCCGCCAAGGAAGCUCAAGAGUGGGCAGAGAAGGUGUACGAUUGGAGCCUGCAUGUGGGGCUUGUGAGCGAUCAGUUCGACGUAUUUGACGGCACCGACGAGAAGAAUGGAUGUGCGGAUCUGAACCACAACAAGUGGAGUUACAACGUCGGCGUGUACAUGUACGGCAGCGCAGUCAUGGCGGUACAGACUGGCGACGCAAAAUGGGUCCAGAGGACAAGAGGCUUUAUCCAAUCCGCAAACCGCACGUUUGUUAAUCACGAGACUGGGUCCCUGUGGGAGGAAAAGUGUGAGGGUAAAGAGGGAGAGGAGGCCUGUAAUACCGAUCAGGUCUCGUUCAAGGGUCUGUUAGCGAGGUGGUUGGGUGCGACGGCGGAGAUACUGCCAGAAGUCAGUCUGGAAGCAAAAGCUAUUGUUAGUCGGGCUGCAACGGCGAUGCUCGACGGAAAGACGGAGGGUCUGGGUCCGAUUGACUCGUUCAACGCUGUCGAGAUUCUCGUUGCUAGCCUCAAGACGCAGGGAGUAAAGGGAGAGGGUGGCAUGAUUGGACCGCGAAGCACAAGGAGAACAAGAAGGGGAAUCGCAUAA